AACAGGUCAACAUGUACUGCUACAUGAUAAGUUCACGUUAUACCAAUUUACGCCAUUCAUUAUAUCUAUUAUAAAUUUAUUACAUAGUUUACUCAAAUUAAAUGACAACAUAAAAGUUUGUCAGUGACACAAGUAAUAAAAGAUAUGUACGUGAUUUUACAUAUUUUCAAACAUUUAUGGCAAAAUACACUCAUUAAAUCGAUAGGCAAAUUUUAACUUAAGGACCACUAUUUAAUCCACCUUUGGAGUUUUAAUGGACGUGGACGGAGACUUUCGUAUGGAAUCUGUUAGUACAGCGAGCGAUGAAACAACAGAUGGUUCUAUUGAAAAGCUUACUAAAAACAACAAUGCUGAUCAGACUGAUUCAAAACAUGUUGUGAGAACUUCAAGAGGAAAUAUUGUUAGUGAAGAUAAUGCAACUGAACAUGUUGCCGACAUAAGAAAAGAAGAAGAAUGUCUUGAAGUUCUUAUAGAAGUUGAUGACGAUACGACGAAAGCCCCGGACGGUGGAUGGGGCUGGAUGAUUGUUUUAGGAAUUCUGUUAAUACGCACUAUUGUGGGUGGGUUUGUCAGAUCAUCUGGACUAUUCUUCGUGAAAUUUUCGGAAAGAUUUGGAGAAAGUGCGGCUAACACAGCUUGGGUAACGUCUUUAUCAGCCACUGUGAGAUUACUUGUGGGUCCGGGUGUAAGUAUACUAUGCAACAGAUUCUCCGCCCGGAAACUAAUCUAUUUUGGGUCUGCAUUGUUUGUGAUUGGUGUGCAUAUUUCUGCAUAUGCCAACACGCUUGAAUAUCUCUACUUCAGUUAUGGUGUUCUUGCAGGACUUGGUCGUUCUUUUGUUCUGACUCCCCUCAUCAUACUGCUAGGAGAAUAUUUCGACAAACGUCGCAGCCUGGCAUUUGGACUUGCGUCUGCAGGUUUUGGACUUGGAGGCUUUGCUAUAACACCCGCCAUAGAAGUGAUGUUUCAGCAGUAUGGGUUUAGGGGCACCUACAUCUUGCUAAGUGGAAUUGCUUGUCAUUUCUUUGUGUUCACUUCCUUACUUCGACCAUUGUCGAAAUCAAGCGAUAUUUCAGAAAAAACUAGAUAUAAAGAAGAUAAAACUGUUGACAUAAGGGACAGUAACGACAUAGAAAAUAAAGAAAUGAUACAAUCAUAUGUUUCUUCCACCGGAAGUGUUCACCUGUGUAAAGCAGAUGGAAAUGCAAGCUCGGCGUUGAUUCCCCAAGAAGUAAACAACCAGUCAGCAUGUAACAAAGUAGAAAAUGACUGUGAAACGAACGUUACACCGAAAACUAAAAAGAAACUUAUCAAUUUUUCAGUAUUAAAAGACAUCCGAUUUGUAACAUUGUGCAUGGCGACUUUUAUAUUCACUCUACCGAGCAGUGGAUUAUUUCUCCCAGUCCUUGCCAAGUCACGUGGUGUAACCGAUAUACAAGCGGCUUAUAUGUUAUCGAUAAUAUCCGGAAGUGACAUCAUUUCAAGAGUUUUUUCCGGAUUCGUCCUUGACCUUAAAAGUGUUCGAAACUUGAGACCAUUUAUUUAUAAUUUGAUAUCAUUUAUUCAAUGCAUUUCCUUGUUCUUAUUUCCGUCACUGAAAUCGUUCGAACAUUUUUGUGCCGUCUGCGUGUUACACGGAGCUGUGAUGGGUUGUAAAGCUGCCCAGAGGAGUGUCAUCCUGGUUGAUAUUUUAGGUGUUGAUAAACUUUCAAGUUCUAAUGCGUUUCUCCUUGCUGUUCAAGGUAUUGGUACAUUGGUGGGUCCGCCAGUUUCCGGUUACCUCAAGGACACAUACGGGAAAUAUGACUACACGUUUUAUUUUGGCGGUUCCUGUGUUUUACUCGGUGCUUUUAUUCUAGCUAGUGGAAAUUUCAGAAAUUAUCUGAACAAGAAAAAGAAAUAAAGAAAAUAAUAAAAUUUUAAUAUUG
This is a messenger RNA of Ruditapes philippinarum (Manila clam), 1928 nucleotides long. Its product is annotated as monocarboxylate transporter 13-like. Gene Ontology annotation, molecular function: monocarboxylic acid transmembrane transporter activity. The record is from RefSeq and is a predicted model, not a curated record. The transcript has 6 exons. NCBI's taxonomy places the organism in Eukaryota, Metazoa, Mollusca, Bivalvia, Venerida, Veneridae. Gene Ontology annotation, biological process: monocarboxylic acid transport; transmembrane transport. The coding region runs from base 254 to 1903 and encodes 549 amino acids.